AUGACGUGGCCGUCAGCCUACGAUCCGAGGAUUGCCCCCUGUAGCCUGGACUUCUUCCCGAGCGGGCCAUGUUUCCAGCAGUCCGUGGCCAACGAGGAAACUGUCGCCCUGUCCCAGCCCUCAGUUAGCCGCAUAAUUUUUUCCGUUGCUGAAGCCAUUGCAACGGUCGGCAAAGCAAAGGGAUGGGUGAAGUUUCCGACGGACACAGAAAAGGUGGCGGUCAAGCAACGCUUCCUUGAACGUGGCAAGCUCCCUGGUGUCGUCGGCUGUGUUGACGGAACACUAAUUGGCAUCGUCCGGCCGCGAAAAAUGAGCCCCGCGGAAACGGAGGCGUACUGGAGCCGCAAGGGAUUUUACACUUUGAAUUGCAUGGUGGUGUGUGAUGCGGACCUAAGUAUCGUGGCCAUAGACCCUCGCAUGCCAGGAUCAUGCCACGAUUCCUUCGUCUGGAGGCACUCAGCAUUGCGCCGCCGCCUGACGUGUGGCCUCCUGAAUGACGAGUUUUUGCUUGGAGAUUCGGGGUACCCUUUGGAGCCCUGGCUUCUCACUCCUGUGCCCGGACACCCGACACGGCUGACAGCAGAGGGGCGCUACAAUGAAGCACACGCCGUCGUCAGGAAUGCGGCUGAAAGAUGCAUAGGCAUCCUAAAAAGCCGUUUUAGGUGCCUGCAGAGGUACCGUACGCUGCACUACUCACCCCGCAAAGCAGCCACCAUUGUGGCGGCGUGUGCUGCGCUUCACAACCUCUGUCUCCAGGCAGGGGAUCCGCUGCCAGAUGAUCCUGAAGAUGACGACACAAGCUGUACGAGUGAUGCAGCAACAAGACAAGUGCAGCCACCACAGGCCCCAUCGCUGCCCUUGGCACAAUUGGUGCCGCCUCCACGCGCUUUGUUCGAGAGCGCCAAGCAGGCUCGCUCUGCAAUAAUUAACAUGUUCAGGUUGCCUCGCAAUCUUCACAUUGCAUAUUUGCAGAGCGUGCGAAGACGGAUGCGCCGGCAAAUGAGGCGGCGGCAAACAUGAAUGCACAUAUUGUUCACGUCUCCAACGGGGUGUGUGCCAAUUAGCAAUAAUAUUCCCCCGAGUUUUCUAGGCUUUGUGUUAGCCUUUUGGCAAACAUUCAUUGACAAC
Dermacentor silvarum is the source of this 1128-nucleotide messenger RNA. Its product is annotated as putative nuclease HARBI1. The transcript has 5 exons. NCBI's taxonomy places the organism in Eukaryota, Metazoa, Arthropoda, Arachnida, Ixodida, Ixodidae. The coding region runs from base 1 to 1020 and encodes 339 amino acids. The record is from RefSeq and is a predicted model, not a curated record.